Physella acuta is the source of this 2302-nucleotide messenger RNA. RefSeq names its product tetratricopeptide repeat protein 12. Gene Ontology annotation, cellular component: centrosome; cytoplasm. Gene Ontology annotation, biological process: axonemal dynein complex assembly; sperm axoneme assembly. Gene Ontology annotation, molecular function: protein binding. The record is from RefSeq and is a predicted model, not a curated record. Lineage: Eukaryota; Metazoa; Mollusca; Gastropoda; Physidae.
CCAAUGUAAUCAACAUGGCAGGAGUACCAAAGGUAAAUUUACCAAAUAUGCCAUCCGAGAGCGAAAUUACAAGUUUUCUUUCGAAGGUUGAUGAAAUAGAAACAGUUAUUAAAGGCCUUAACUCUGAAGAUGAUCAAAAGAGAGAGCUGUACAUGUCAAAAGCAGAUGAAAUGAUUGCUAAGAUAUCAGAAAAGAAAAAGCUGGAGUAUGAAGAUAAUGAUGAAGAAGAUAAAACCUUACCCAAAACUAAAACAGGUUUCAAUAAGACCUCAAUCAAUAAAGAUGCUUACAAAAAUGAUAAACAGAUGUCACCACCAUCAGGACCAGUUUUAACAGAAAAUAUGGAUCAAAAAGCCUUUAUGGCAGCAAUGGAAGCAGAUGCCAAAGAAAGGUCAGAAAGAAAAAAAGAAAGAGAAAAGAUAGCCAAUAAGCUGAAAGAUCAAGGGAAUACAGAAUUUAAACAAGGAAAUUACAAAGAAGCACUUCGAUUUUAUGAUGAGGCAAUCAGUGAGGUCCGUGACAGCUCCGUGCUGUAUACCAACCGAGCUCAAGCAAGAAUCAAAUUAGGCAUGUUCACGGAGGCAUUGAAGGAUUGUGAUUUAGCACUAAGGUUAUGGCCAAAUUGUUUAAAAGCAUAUGUUCACCAAGGACAUGCCUAUCUGGCACUCAAAGAUUACGACAAGGCCAGAGAAAGUUAUAAACAAAUUUUAACAUUUGAUAAACAGAAGGAGACUAUGGUCAAUGAAUAUCUAGCUAACGUGAAUAGAACAGAGGAAGCCAGUUCUCACGAGGCUAAGGCAGCCAAAUUGUUUGAGGAAGGCAAUGAUACAGCCAAAAAUAUUGUUGACCUUUUGGCCAGCGUGAACAAAAAAGACCAACUUCCCUUGUAUUACUCAGGAGGAUUUAGAGUGAUUUCCCAUCUUCUUGUUGACAUUGAUGCUCAGACUUUGUUUCGUACCCACAAUGGCCUACAACUGCCAGUUGAGCAUCCCCUCCUGUACAGGACUUUAUGCUCAAGCCUCCAGAGUUUGUCCAUGGCUGACAGAGACCUGAUCACAGCAGCCUUAGAGAUGCUGACUGCUGCCUGUAAAAACAAUGAAACCAACCAACAGCUUCUACUAAAUCUUCCACAAUUCCCAGACCAAAUCACUGCCAUCCUAGAGGUCAAGUUCAAAGGUCAUGGACGACUUCUAAAAGCAAGUUGUCUGAACCUGCUCCAUGAAAUAUCACUGACUGGCAUUGGGAGAGCUGCCAUUGUGGGCAAGUUCACUGCCAACAGGCUAGUUCCUGCGCUGCUGCCACUAAUGAUGAAAACAUCUUCAUAUGAAAACAUUGCAGCUGCUCUCCUAAACAACAUAGCACUAGAGAAAAAGUUAAAGGCUCUUCUUCGCGAUAACAUAGAAAAUACAAUUCUACCUGCAUUUGAAAACUUUUUGAACAACAACAGCACAACUCCCUCUGUUGCUAGUCUGGCAGCCUCCACUGCUACCAACUUGGCAGGGGACACAACUAUCAGGAAAAAAAUGGCCUCUAGACCCAGUCUCUGGCAAGCUGUUGGCAAUCUCUUGGCAGCAUACACAAGCUCACAGUUUGUCACUUCUGUUGAGUAUCUCCUGGGUCUCCUGUUAAACCUGAGCACAAAUGUGGACAGCUCGUCCUUGACCUAUUUAAACACUGACCUCACAGCUACGUGCCUGACCAUCAUCACAUCCACCCUGUCACCUGCGUCAGUGAUGCGGUCACUCGCUGUCCUGGGUAACAUCUUACCUCACUGUGAGCAGGCUGUCAACUUCCUGUGUCAGGAAAACAGAACUCUUGUCUUGUUAGACUGUAUGAAGAAACCAGAUCGUGAGUACUUUUCACCCGCAUUGAAAUGUAUUACUGCCCUUACUCAGAAGAAUGAAAAAGCAAGGGAACUAAUAUCUGAAAACAAAGGUACGUCGCUGUUGCUGACAUUGCUGAGUGGUGAGGAUGAGGUUGUCAUUGGAAACGCUGCCCUCUGUCUGUCACACCUCUGCCAGGUACCAAAAGUGUGCUCCAAGCUGACCAAGACAAACAUCAUACAGAAGCUGCUGGUGCUGGCCAGAGAUGGCAGGAGGCCAGGUGUCCAGGCCAACUGUGCCAUCUUGGUGGGGAAACUGGUGGCAGGGGACAGCAGACACCUGGAAAGACUGAGAGAACUCCAUGGGAUAGAAAUCUUGCACGGCUGCAUGAAACACGUCAAGUGAUUUGGUACCAAAGUUGGAGUAGUUUCACAUGAGUGACUCUGAGGUUGAAAUGAAGUGUUUUAUUAAAAAUGUUA